CUCAUCUCAACUCAAACAACAACACAACAAACACUCCAUCUAUACCUCACCAUGGGCGUCAGAGUUGCUACCCAGCAGGACAUCCCAGCCCUCAAGGAAAUCAUCCUCAAGGGCUUGUCAGAAGAUUCCGUCUUCAAGUACUGCUUCCCUUCAACGCGCUCAGAAACAGCGACAAAUCACGUCGAGACGGUCCUCAAGAGAAUCAUUGACCCAGAAAACGCCAGCUGGUUGUGUUUUGUCGUUGAUGCUCCCAAGACUCACGACCCUGUUUCCUUGGCCAUCUGCCAAACCAUCCACCAGAAUGCCGAUGGGCAAAAGGGCGUUGCCGAGCAGGCUGAGCAAGUCUUUGGCCUAGAAGCAGACGACAACCAGACAAAGACAAUAAAACGUCUCUCUGCCCUUCAACAAGGCAUCACAGAGACGCAGCAAAAGUACCUCGUUCGUCACACCGAGAUCAUCUUCCUCCAUGCCGUCAUCACGCAUCCGCACUGGAUUCGCCAAGGUUUCGCCAAGACGCUCUCCAAGCAAACCCUGCAAGUUGCCCGCCAAAAGGGCGCCGUAGUAGUCGCCCUCGCCAGCCCCUUCACUGGCUACGUCUUCUACUCUGGCACCAGCUUCGCCAACUGCGGCCGCACAAAGGUAGAGACCGACAACGACAUUGAGAACCUUGAGCUCCAAAUCAUGGUCUGCACUCCCCCCAAGCCCCUCGAGCAGCGCCGUAGCUCCAUCAUGGACUACCUGGGCGGAAAGAAAAUGUCACCCGCUGGUAGCAGACGCGAGUCAUACGAUCAAGACGCUGCUGCCGGCGCCCAAGAGCAGAGGCGGAGCUCGUUCCUUGACAUGUUUGGCUUUGGCCCCAAGACACCCACCAGCGUCGACGAUGAUACCCGCAGAAAGUCUCACGCUUAGACUUUGUUCAUUCUCUAGAAAGAAAUAUGACUCUAGAAUGGGAUAUCGGGUGUUUUUCUCUAUGUAAUUAUCUUCACUAUUAUCCCAACUACCUACGAUCUUACGAACUUUGCCGACUGCAAUUUAUAUACCACUACGCUUUAGAACCCCGCACCACUGUGGUUCAUGCCCCAUUAUGCUUCACCGAGUUUCAUCUCGAAUCAUGCAUUUACAUUUACAUGACAGCAC
Fusarium graminearum PH-1 is the source of this 1137-nucleotide messenger RNA. RefSeq lists its product as uncharacterized. Bases 52 to 909 code for a protein of 285 amino acids. The record is from RefSeq and is a predicted model, not a curated record. NCBI's taxonomy places the organism in Eukaryota, Fungi, Ascomycota, Sordariomycetes, Hypocreales, Nectriaceae. The transcript is spliced from 2 exons.